This is a messenger RNA of Aedes albopictus (Asian tiger mosquito), 2656 nucleotides long. It is a transcript of the gene cact, whose product is annotated as NF-kappa-B inhibitor cactus. Gene Ontology annotation, cellular component: cytosol. NCBI's taxonomy places the organism in Eukaryota, Metazoa, Arthropoda, Insecta, Diptera, Culicidae. Gene Ontology annotation, biological process: cellular response to tumor necrosis factor. Gene Ontology annotation, molecular function: NF-kappaB binding. The record is from RefSeq and is a predicted model, not a curated record. The transcript has 5 exons. Bases 653 to 1834 code for a protein of 393 amino acids.
ACCGACCGAAAUCAGUUCGGUUUGAACAGUUGAGCAGAUCGCAAGUGUUUUCCGAGUCGCUGCACGCGUGUGAAGAGCAUAAAGUCGCGAUUUUUGUUCAAGACUACCCGCGUUCGAGUGUUCGCGCGUACCAAUACAGGCUUAAGCUUUGUAUACGUACCUAGUGGUUCUCCGUAGAGACACGGGUACUCAGCGUGUAAUUAUCGAGCUUUUUGUCGGUGUGUGAGUGUGGGACAAGUGCUGGUACCUGAUUGUGUCAGCUCUCGUUACUUUGUAGAUCGAAAACUAAACACCCGUGAGGUAUAUUGGGAUAUAUUAGCGAGGAAACCGUGGCUAUUCUAGAUGGUUUUGACCUUUACGUGGUACACUGGAUUCAGAUUCUAAGCGUUACAUGAGUGAAUUCCACGAGCUCUGGUGAAAAGUGCAUCCAUAAUAUGUGGAGAACAUCUGUUGCAGCGAAAGUGACUUAUUUGAAUCGCCAUCUUGAGUUUAUGUGUUGAAUUCCGAUUAGAAAAUUAGCCAUAUCUAGAUUGGUCUAGUGUCAGUAGCAAAUUCAGGCCUUGAAUAUCUUGCGUUGAAGUGAGAUAGUAUCGUGAGGCUUGCCAAACGAACAAAGGGAUCCAAAUUCUUUCAAAAGAAACCAUACACCAACAUGUAUCCAUCGAAAGGAGGAGCGUCGCCAGCUGGAGGAUUCACGCACCCUCCCGUUUCAGAAGGACAGAACAUCAAGCAGGACAAAUAUUCCACCGACAGCGGAGCGAUAGAUUCGGGCUUCCAUUCGGGUCAGAACUUCAGUUCGGACAAUCUGUUCAGCUCGUCUUCGUCAGUGCCAGCCCAGGGGGAAGCUCCGGUGGACCAGCACCAGUACCACCAGUCCGGGAACCAGAAGCAGCCCCAGGAGGAAGAUUCCCGCACCUUCGAUUCGGGUGUGGUUCUCGACUCUAGCCAGCAUUCUUGUUCGGCGGUGAUCCCCAACAGCAACAACGAUCAGAUGAGGGUCCUGUGCAAAGACUUUAGCUAUAUGCAGCUGAAGCCCAUGGACCCACAGGCGCAACGUUACCUGACGUUGGAAAAAUGCUUCCAACAGAACGAGUUCGGUGAUACUGUCCUGCAUCUGGCCAUUCUGCGGCAGCCCAAUCCGGCCGUCACCAACACGGUGUAUACCGUGAUCAAAGCCGUUGCUCCAUAUCCCGGCGUGCUGGACGCCCAGAAUGACGAAGGCCGAACACCGCUGCACUUUGCAGUGCAGACUUCGCAGCGCAAAGUCGUGAAGGCGCUGGUUGGCAGUGGAGCCAGUGUCGGAGUCCGGGACAUCGAUGGAAACACCCCGCUCCAUUUGGCGUGCAUCCUGGGCUACCUUGACUGCGCCGAGGAUCUGCUGAUUCCGCCCCGCCAAGAUCUGGAACAGUGGAACUACAAUGGAAAACGAUGUGUUCACAUUGCCACCGAAAAGGCUGACGUCGACAUGCUUCGGCUUUUGGUCGCCAACGGAGCCGAUAUUAACUCUCGGGAAGGCACCGCGGGCCAGACUGCGCUCCACAUUGCCAUUGAGUAUGGAUACAAGGACGUGGUCGAAUUCCUGCUCACCGAGUGUCCCAAACUGCGGCUCGAGACAACGACAUACGCCGGCCUGACCGCCUACCAGCACGCCGCCCUCCGGAGCGACCAGACCCUGCUGCAGAGACUGAAAAGUCGCGGUGCGGAACCGCUUACGCCCCCACAGAGCGACUACGAGGAAGAGGACAGCGAGGAAGACGAACAGAUGCCAUCGUAUUACGGAUCCAAUGCAUUUGGUUCCAAUUUUGUGGGACUUUCCACCAUCAACGUCGCGUGAGACGUGCUUUCUUAAUCGUCCCAACAAUUGAAAACGAAAAACAACAAAUAUACCGAACAAACCCUGAAGCACCUUCACAGGAAGCCUUUCCAGCUAUACGACAACAACGCGAUUGCGGAUAUCAGCAUUUCGGCGUGACACGUUUCCCUUCCUCCAGUCAGUGGUGGUGGGUGUUGAAACGUGGCAAAACUAGUGCCAUUUGUACGGAUAUCGACGCUCACAAAAUCCAAACCCCCCUUUAUUAGUGUUUAAAUGUGAUUGUGCCUUAUUUGCCUAAAUCCUUCCCGAAUUAUGGACCCAGACAGUGCGCAUCGUUGCGAGUGCUACGCAUACCAAACGCUAUCAGCAGUUGUUUUUUGCUGAAUCACGCUGUUGGCAAGAAUUUGCUAGUUCUCAGCAGGAACAACAAUUUUAGUGAGUAACUUCCUGAUAAGACGCGGAACGACAUCGAACGAUUUGCAUUUCUGGGUCGUCUUUGAGCCUAGAAAAAAAAAACAUCUCGUGCUUUCUACUUUUCCCCACUAUCAAUAAACAAAAUCAGAACUUCUUGCGUAGCUUAAUUUCGAAUGAGAGUUUACAUCGGAAUCAAUUGGCAUCCAUGUAGGAAGUAGAUCAUUGUCUCGUACAACCUGUAUCUUACUUGAAUCGGACCAAUAUAAUCGGAUUAUAACGAAACACUCUUUGUAGCAAAAAUGAGAAAAUAAAUAUACGUUUAUAGCAAGUAGUAGUUGUAGUUGUAUGUUACAAAUUUUAUGAAAUCUUUUUGUUUCCUAUAUGUUAUAAAAAAGUCGUAUUUAUACAAAAAAAAAAACAAAAACAAAA